AUGUCGUGGCGGGAGCCAGACCGUCUUUUGAGCCGCACUUGGUAUAUGACUCCGCCGCGGGGGCCUUCUUUGUCACCUCGAGUGCUAGGAGUAGAAAGCUUCUUCUUGCUCUUGCGCUUGCUCUUGCAUACAGCGGCCGAUGCUUGCUGUCUCUCUCGUACCUUCGUCCCCUCCGCUGCCGCGAAUGCUCGGCCAUCUCGCUUCAUGGUCAUGGUGGCCUCCGGCAAUAGCAAGACCAGUCUCUACAGUCUCCCCUAUGAUCUCCUCUACCAGAUCGUCUCCGACCUCGACUACACCGACUACAUCCAUCUCAGUCGCACUAACAGGACGCUGUAUAGCCUGCUUCAGAAUGAGCUCCUUGCUAAACGCUCUAUCGAGAAAUCCGUACGCGAGGCCAAGGAGGCCCAGCAGGCCUUUGCUGGCAAAAUCUCCUUUCGCGAAGCCAUUGGCCGCAUCUACGAUAACAAGCAGGCUGUCGCCUCCGCCAACCCGUACGCCGUCGCCGUGCUGGCAUAUGCCUCCACAUUCCUGUAUCAGGAUGGCGUGCUGUCCUACUAUUGUGCCAACGAAAUCCGGAUUUUGAAUGUCCAUCAGGCUGCCCACACAGAGCAAGUCCUCGACGUCCGGAAUGUGUUCCGGCGAAUCAUCCCCGCCUUUCGUGAAGACGAGGCCCAAAACGUCUCGGUUCAGCUCUCCUUUUUGUAUUAUUCUGCGGGAGUGUUGGCUAUCCUGGCUGAAAUCGGCGAUACCAAUGCCUGGCUGAUUCUUCUCGAUGUUACACCGCAUGGACCUGCCUGCAACCGCGGCCGCCUCAAGUUUCUGAGACAGCUGGAAUGCACACGACGCUUAUUCGUGCGUCAUAACGGCUCUCAUUUGUUCUACGGUGUAUAUUCUACUGUAGGACUCUCCAGCGACCCCCAGUGGUCAGUGCAAUGGGUGGAUCUGGCAAGGAAUAAUGACGAAUUGGCAACCGAGCCCAUUCUAUUGGACAGGUUUGCUGGCACUGACAUUGGCCAAAACGUGUGUUUUGAAAUAUUCGAUAACCACCUAUAUGCUGUGACUAGUGCGCUUGACUCGGACGAAGAACAAUUACACCGGGAAUCUUUCUACGAAUGGACGUGUAUCUCGCCUGCCAGCCGUGUUCGUCGAGCGAAGAUCCGGAGAAUCUUUCGGCGGUUGCACACCGAAGGGCCAAUCAACGACACUUGGUCCGAGAUGUCUUUGCGGCUGGAUGAGGCUACCGGACGGCCGAUGAUCACCGAGUGCCGUCGUGAGUGGCUUCAGGGCCGCACGGACAAUGUGCGCACCUACUACACCGAGCCACUGAUGCGCCCGUCAGAGCUGUCUACUGCAAUGGCCGAAGAUGAUUCUGCGACGAAUACGCGUGAGGCUGAGCAACCAACACCCCGUGACACACCGCUGAUCUCAGCAGCCUCCUCGCGCUAUCCUCUUAUUACCGGGGGCGCCGGCCCAAGCAACAUCACCGUUGCUGAGUUUGCGUCAGCAGCGUGCAGAAAAACCCCGGACGGCGAUGUUGUCAGGCCAGAUAAGUACAAGCACACCGAGUAUGCCGACUCUUCGGUCCCUAAACGCGACUUUAUCCUUGCCAGAACAAAAUACCGAGCGUACAACCCUUCUGCCGCUGCCUUUGUCGACCUCAUCAACGACCCCGAGCCGAGCACCAGCGUCGGAGUCGUCCAGGACCGACUACGCUUGCGCAUCUGUUCUCGGAAGCGCAAGCAACCGAAAGAAGUAGAAGACCCCCAAUCCAAAAGACAGAAACAGAGCGAAACAUCAGAAAGCGAGGAGCAGCAGUAUGUUAGCAAUGGAGUGAAGCUGUGGCCGGCAGACGAUGCAGAUCAGGACGUGCUUGACCUGUUAUGCCCGGCGAAGCGGGCUUCUAAUGUGCAUGGGGCUGCUGAUGAGAGAACUCUUGUCUAUUCUGUUGAUAUCGAUACUGAUGAGCCGCAUCAACAGGCUAUUAUUCUAGUGGGGUUUGACCCUCGAAUAAGACUUCCCUGUAUGCGUAGUAGGAAACGGAAGCUGGGUGAUUUAUUAAUAGAUACAAAGGAUAGGCCCAUGGACAUUGAUCUGCCUCGUCUGGAGGAUAUUAUAGACAGCUCAAAAGUCUCAGUUGAAGGAUCACAACACAAUCUACCCCGGCCACGGUCGGUACGGACAGAGGAUGCAAUGCAUCUUUCUAUUAAUAGGGGAUACUGGUUUGACAGAGGGCAAUCAUGUACAAACAAUAUUGCAUAA
Talaromyces rugulosus is the source of this 2259-nucleotide messenger RNA. RefSeq lists its product as uncharacterized. Gene Ontology annotation, molecular function: protein binding. The coding region runs from base 1 to 2259 and encodes 752 amino acids. The transcript has 2 exons. The record is from RefSeq and is a predicted model, not a curated record. NCBI's taxonomy places the organism in Eukaryota, Fungi, Ascomycota, Eurotiomycetes, Eurotiales, Trichocomaceae.